UCACCGAAGUCACAAUAUUACCUCGUUUUUUCCGAGAACUCAGUAGUCUUGAACGCACCAUAACUAUUAUCGGAAAGUCGGUGUGCACUCUGGUGUCUUGAGUUUUUGUGUUUUCUUAAUUUAAGUCAGUUUGUGUUUUAACCUUACGCCGUAACGUGUUGCAAUAUAAUUUCGCAGUUAGUGCCAUAGUUGUUCAUUAACCUACACAAUUUGAAACGGCUUGAAAUCUGUUUGAAUCUACCUGGAAUAGGCGGACGGACCACCGAGAUGGAUUUCAGCUAACGUUAGCUUAGCCUAAAGCAGCUAACGAACCGGGCUAAUUUAUUUAGCCACUUCAACCUGGACUAUAACGUUAUCGUGAACACUUUGUUUUCAGCGGACUUAUUUUCAAACUCACUGCCCUUUUUUUUUUUUGUUGAGGAUCCAACUUCACUUUCGGAGGCCAACUACCUACCUGUAACCCAGGAAGGAGAGACCGACAGAGAGAGAAGGAAAGUGCUGUCAUUGUCUGGUUGAGCUGACCCAAUACCCAAUAUGUUGUCCAAUAGCGGGACCCAGCCUCUGUUCCCACCGACCCAGGGCCCAGCUAACCCGGCGGGCCAACCUAACCCGCCCCCUUCGGGUCACCUCUCACAGUUUCAUGUGAAACCGACCCUACAGAUCAAGAAGAACGCAAUAACGGACGAGUACAAAGUGACCAGUCAGGUACUGGGACACGGCAUCAAUGGAAGGGUGCUGGAGAUCUUCCACAAGAAAAGCGGAGACAAAUACGCCCUCAAGAUGCUGCAGGACUGUGCGAAGGCUCGGAGGGAGGUGGAUCUUCACUGUCGGGCGUCACCCUGUUCCACCAUCGUACGCAUCGUGGACGUCUUUGAAAACCUCUACCAGGGCAGGAAGUGUCUGCUCAUCGUCAUGGAAUGCAUGGAUGGGGGAGAGCUGUUCAGUCGUAUCCAGGACAGAGGAGACCAGGCCUUCACAGAGAGAGAGGCCUCUGACAUCAUGAAGAGUAUAGGAGAGGCCAUUCAGUUCCUUCAUGCCAUCAACAUCGCUCACAGAGAUGUCAAGCCAGAGAACCUACUGUAUUUAUCUAAGAGGCCUAAUGCGCUGCUGAAACUGACAGACUUUGGUUUUGCUAAAGAGACCACCACACACAACUCACUGGUCACCCCUUGCUACACACCAUACUACGUUGCUCCAGAGGUGUUGGGACCAGAGAAGUAUGAUAAGUCAUGUGACAUGUGGUCGCUAGGCGUCAUCAUGUACAUCCUGUUAUGUGGUUAUCCACCGUUCUACUCUAACCAUGGUCUGGCCAUCUCUCCUGGGAUGAAGAAGAGAAUCAGAAUGGGACAGUAUGAGUUUCCUAACCCAGAGUGGUCCGACGUAUCAGAGGAGGCCAAGCAGCUCAUCAGAACCCUGCUGAAGACCGAGCCCACGCAGAGGAUGACCAUCACUGAGUUCAUGAACCAUCCAUGGAUCAACCAGUCGAUGGAGGUUCCCCAGAUUCCUCUCCACACCAGGCGAGUUCUGAUCGAGGACAGAGAUGCUUGGGAGGACCUCAGGGAGGAGAUGAAUAGCGCCUUAGCGACCAUGAGAGUGGACUAUGAGCAAGUCAAGAUCAAGACCAUUGAGGAGUCCUCCAAUCCCCUUCUGAUGAAGAGGAGGAAGAAAUUACAGCCCUCAGCCAAUCACACGGUCCCAGACUCACAGAGACCUGCCCUAUGAGACAUAUAUACACACACACACACACACACACACAGGGAUACACCCACUCAUACGCGUGUUGUAAAACAGAAGCAAUAAGGGUUAUCGACUCACUGGGGAGUGCAUGGAUUUUCUUAAAGCAUAGAAGUUUAUUUUUCAUGACCAGUUUUAAUGUUUUUAAAAAGCAUUUAUUUUGAUUAAUCAAUGUUUUUACCUAAUCAACCACUCUGCUAUGUUCACCUUUUUAAAACAACCAAGAGAUUAUGAGAAGAACGUAUGAGUCCAUGGUUUUUCCAAAUGACUAAGUCCAAACAGAUUUCCUUGUAUCAGUUAGUGAUAGAUUAACAAACCAUGUGUGUUAUUGAAAUGGCUUGUGGGAAUGUAAACACACACUUACACAUCGAGGUCUGUGACGCCACGCCCCAUUCAGAGACAUAUGAAGCCACGCCCCAUUCAGAGACAUAUGAAGCCACGCCCCAUUCAGAGACAUAUGAAGCCACGCCCCAUUCAGAGACAUAUGAAGCCACGCCCCAUUCAGAGACAUACGAAGCCACCCCCCGGCCACGCCCCAUUCAGAGACGUAUGAAGUCACGCCCCAUUCAGAGACAUAUGAAGCCACGCCCCAUUCAGAGACAUACGAAGCCACCCCCCGGCCACGCCCCAUUCAGAGACGUAUGAAGUCACGCCCCGGCCACGCCCCAUUCAGAGACAUAUGAAGCCACGCCCCAUUCAUGAACCACUUUCCCACAGUACAAGGUGAAUAGUUGAGUACAGUUCACUUGGCCUCAGCACCCAGCUCGCUGGCUUUCAUCCAAAGUCCUUAACCACUUCCCUCUACCCCCUAUGCACUUGUGGAGAGCUGAUAUGCCCAGUGUACAAGUGUUUAAGGGCAGAGACAAGGCAGCCAUGUUUCAUAAUGGAAUGCAGCCAGAGGCCAUUUCAGCCUGAUGCUGUUCUCUAGGGGUUUGUAGUCUUUCUAGUCUUUUCAGUUGUAGUUCUUUAUCCUAGCUGUUACAAUGUUAAGAAUCCCUUUCUGCUCAGACUUUGUACUGUGUGAGUGCUAUGCAGAGGGCUUCACCCCAAAACUACCUUCUACAUCAUUUUGAUACUGCUUUGAUUUUGUGUAUAAAUAUAGUGUUGCAGAAUCGUAUUGUCA
Messenger RNA from Oncorhynchus masou masou (cherry salmon), 2857 nucleotides. RefSeq names its product MAP kinase-activated protein kinase 2-like. Bases 535 to 1722 code for a protein of 395 amino acids. Gene Ontology annotation, biological process: intracellular signal transduction; protein autophosphorylation; response to cytokine. The record is from RefSeq and is a predicted model, not a curated record. Gene Ontology annotation, cellular component: nucleus; cytoplasm. Gene Ontology annotation, molecular function: calmodulin binding; calcium-dependent protein serine/threonine kinase activity; mitogen-activated protein kinase binding. The transcript is spliced from 10 exons. Lineage: Eukaryota; Metazoa; Chordata; Actinopteri; Salmoniformes; Salmonidae.